This is a messenger RNA of Scheffersomyces stipitis CBS 6054, 1623 nucleotides long. RefSeq lists its product as uncharacterized. Gene Ontology annotation, cellular component: nucleus; cytoplasm. Lineage: Eukaryota; Fungi; Ascomycota; Pichiomycetes; Serinales; Debaryomycetaceae. The transcript is spliced from 4 exons. The record is from RefSeq and is a predicted model, not a curated record. The annotation marks the transcript as partial.
GCGAUCCCCAACUACGAAAAACCGCUUUACGAAAGAUUCGCUUCUAUCUACCACACUUUGUUGGAUCUCAAGAACAACCGUAACAAAUACAUCAACUCCAAACAGGUGUACCAUAUCUACGAGCUGUUUCUCGACUUGCUCCACGAAUUGAAGAUCACGCGUAAGGACGAAGAACUCAAGGGCAUGACAUUGAACUUGCCCAACGCUAACGACUUGUUGAUCGAUGACAUCUGGCAGUUGGUGUCACUCUGUUUCGUCACAUGUGGCUUGAUCAAGUUUGCCCCAGCCACCUAUUCGUCUUUGUCUACUGUCAGCAAGUUGUUGGACCACUUGAGAGGUUGUCAGGUUUACACAUUGGAUGACUUGCAGCCAAUCAAAAGUCGUUUGGAUGAAGUGAAGAGUAUCAUCGAUAACAACAACGAUGAUGACGAUGAAGACGAUGAAGGAAAUUCGCAAAAGAACAUACACAAGAUCGAAGAGAACUUGUUAUUGAGAAACAAGUUGAACAAGUGUGAAGCGUUGUACCGUGAGUUGGAGGCCAACUUUAACAACAUUCCUCUUGAUUUGGAGCAGACUUACAACGAAUUGAUUUCUAUGAGAAAGACCAUAUUGAACUACUUGACCAACUAUGACGACAACGAAGUUGGCCCUGGUUCAUCCAGCUCUCGUUACAACAAGAUUGUAGCCAAAGUCAAUCAGUUCAAGUUGAAACUAAAGGAAAUUGAAUCAACGAGAGACCCCGUAGAUGGCAAGUUCCACAGUAAAGAAAUCAGCGAUUUCGAUGACAAUAAAUUGAACUCAGCGCAGGCUGUUCUCAAUGGUUUAAUUGAUGACUGCAACAAUUUGUUAAGCGACUUGUUGAUCCAAAAUGACACGGGCAAUUUAGGACUCAAAAACAUCAACAAACGAUUCGGUGCCUUGUACCAUCAGCUUCUUGAUCUCAAGGUAACUUUGGAAAACUUGUUGGUCACUAGAAGAUGGACCAUGAGAGAGACGGAUUUGUACACGUACCAGAAAUCGCUUAAGAGCAUCGACGACGAGAGAAUAGCGUUGAACGAUCAACAUUUGCGUAAGAACCACAUCCUCAUAUUGUAUCUUUUGAGAAGAUGCUAUGCCUUGAUCUACAAGCUUUUGGAAAGUUCUGAGCCUGUCAGUGAAUCGUUGCAGCCGAUCCAUAACCAGCUCUCUACUGUUAGAAAGUGUUUAUUAGAAAUCAAGAGAGUAGAUGGCUUGAACAACCUCAGAGAGUUGUACCCAUUCCAGUUCAAAUUGGCAUCGUUAGACAAUUUGAGAAGCGAUGGUAAGUUUAUCAUCAACAACACCAUUCCUGAAGGACAAGGGACGUUGAACGCGUUACUUGCUGAGUGUUUUGAUAUCAUCUACGAACUCAAGAUAGAGUUAGAGGAAAAGGAGGACAAUGAAGACAUCGAAGAAGAUGAUCCCGCUGCUGUCUCGAAAAUGACAGAUGACGAAGACAUUCAAUCAGACGAUGAAGUUGAGUUGAAGAGAAAGAGAUUCAUGGGCUUCAACGAGGCUGAUUACGACCAGGAAUCCGAGUCUGCUUUUGACGAUGACGAUUACAGCUUGAGCGAGUCAGAGUUCGAGGGUAACGACUACUACUGA